Messenger RNA from Macrosiphum euphorbiae (potato aphid), 1257 nucleotides. The record is from the annotation of a GenBank genome assembly. NCBI's taxonomy places the organism in Eukaryota, Metazoa, Arthropoda, Insecta, Hemiptera, Aphididae.
AUGAUUUCAGUGUGGAAGGCGGGAUUACUUUAUGAACUAAAAGGUAGUAAAAAGUUAUUAGUUGUACCUAGGGCCAUGUGUCGGGAGAUUAUUCAAGAUAUCCAUAAAAUAGGACACUUAGGUGUUAAAAGGACUGAAGAGCUGCUUAGUCAGGAAUAUUCCAUAGCUGAUGUCUCUAACAAGAUUAAAGAAGUUAUAAGAAAUUGUGUACCAUGUAUACUGAUGAAUCGGAAACAGGGAAAGCAGGAGGGACUCCUAAACUGUAUUGAUAAAGGGGAAUCGCCGUUGUCGACUUGGCAUCUGGACUUCAUGGGACCAUUGACUAGGACCGCCAAGGGUUAUAAUCAUAUUCUUGCCGUUGUGGACGCUUUUACUAAGUUUUGCUGGCUCUUUUCAACUAAAAGCACCACCGCAUAUGAAGUUAUAACAAAAUUGACUACAUUGGAAACCACAUUUGGUAACCCAGAACGAAUAGUGACGGAUCGAGGUGCAGCUUUCACUUCAUUGAGCUUUGAGAGUUAUUGUGAAGACCGAGGAAUCCGUCAUGUACUCAUAACGGCAGGUAUGCCACGUGGAAAUGGGCAAGUUGAGCGUUUGAAUGCUACUAUUGCUAACAUCUUAGCGAAAUUGAGCAUUGAUAAUCCUGAUAGAUGGUGGCAGUAUCUACAUCGGGUCCAAAUGGCGUUGAACAGUUCAUUCCAGAGAAGUAUUGGGAUGACACCUUUUCAGCUAACAUUUGGAGUUGAGAUGAAGCAUCCAGAGAAUGUACAAUUUAGGAAAAUAGUGGAGCAAGAAUAUGUGCAAUGCCAUGUAGAACAACAUCAAGAAGUGAUACGGGAGGCCAAGAGCAAUAUAUUAAAGGCACAAUUAGAACAGCAAAAGACAUACAACAAAAAAAGAAAAGAAGCGACACAGUAUGGGCCAGGUGAUUUGGUAGCUAUUAAACGAACCCAAUUCCUGCCUACUUCAAAGUUAUGUCCUAAAUAUCUGGGUCCAUACUGCGUAACCAGGCGCGCCGGACCCAACAGAUAUGAUGUAAGGAAAAUAGGCACUGGGGAAGGCCCAGUGAAGACUUCAACGGGCUCAGAUUAUAUGAAGAAGUGGAAGGAGAAUCCCAAAGAAGAUGAGUUGUCAUCCGAGAUAGAUGUCAUUCAAGAAGAUGAGUUGUCAUCCGAGAUGGAUGUCAUUCAAGAAGAUGAGUUGUUAUCCGAGGCGGAUGUCAUUAAAGAAGGGGAGAAUGUGGGAUUUCAGCACUAG